Messenger RNA from Cucumis sativus (cucumber), 2786 nucleotides. RefSeq lists its product as uncharacterized. Gene Ontology annotation, molecular function: nucleic acid binding; zinc ion binding. The coding region runs from base 1152 to 2354 and encodes 400 amino acids. The record is from RefSeq and is a predicted model, not a curated record. The transcript has 8 exons. NCBI's taxonomy places the organism in Eukaryota, Viridiplantae, Streptophyta, Magnoliopsida, Cucurbitales, Cucurbitaceae.
UAUAUAUAUAUAUAUAUAUAUAUUUUAUUAUAUAUAUUUUAUUAUUUAAUUUAAAUAAAAGAAAAGAAAAAAGAAAAUUUUUCCUUCCUUCUUCCUCCCGUUUUCUUCUUCUCCUUCACCCUGCCCUAGCCUCCAACCGCCGGCUCUUCUUCCCCGUUCACCAGUUACAGCCGCCACGCCAUCGCACCUCCGCCAGAUCGAGCCGUCCACCGGGUACGUCUGUUUCUUUCUCCGUUCACCGAAGCCGAACUCAACCGCCACGUCUGUUUCUUUCUCCGUUCACCGAAGCCGAACCCAACCGCCACUCUUUAUUUUUCUUCUUCAAUCCAGAAACCGCCUCUGCAACCGUCGGCCGCCAUCUCUGUUCACGAAGCAAGGCCGCCGCGUGAACCUGUAACCGCCAGCUGUCUCCCCUCUCCUUUCUCCUCUAUUUUCAGCCCAGCCGCCGCCGAUUCCUUUCUCCUCCGUUUUCUGCACUGCCGCGCGACUCUCCGUCCGUCUGUAUACAGUCUCUCCGUCGCACGUCGUCUCUUCACAAAGCUGCUGCUCGACUUCUUCCGCGAAUAACACCUUUGACGUCCGCGCAAUCAGGUUUUAAUUCGCUACCGUGAACCGAACUAAAGACCCCAGAUCCAACUUUCUGCGCGUCGAGUUCCUUCUUCGUCCUGCCGCAGGUUGAAGGUAACGCUCGAAUUCUUUGGGUUCGCAGCAAACAAUCGAUUCUAGUUGGAACUCGUUUCGCGAAGAUUUGGGUUCGUUCUUCGUAGACUUAACGUGGUUAAGGAGCUUAACUAACUUGAAAGCAAAGGUAAUAAAGGUGGCAAACCGGCGAGGGGCAGGAAGGAAGCGUGAUUGCCAUAGGAAAUGUGUUAUUUUGCUUCCGCUUAUUGUUUCUUUUGAGGUUUAAAGACGUUGUAUUGAAACUUAGCUUACAAACUUUUAAUUGUAAAUAGUAUUUUUUUUAAGUUUUUGAAUAUUUGAAAAUCAGGCCUGACUUAAAGUUGUUUUUCAAUUGGCUUACGUUUCAUUUUGUAUCAACCAAUGUCUUUUGUCAAAAAUUAAUGACCUCGACUUACUUAGAAAAGUUGGGUCGUUACAAUUGGUAUAAGAGCCUAAGUUUUAGGCUGUAGACUGACUUACGAUGUAAGUCUAUGUUUUAUGUCCCUAUGGCUAACGCGACCCUUCGUCUCUCGUCAGGAAUUAUGCCGCCAAAGAGAGGUGUACGUAGAGGAGGUCGUAGAGGUCGGGGUAAAGGAGCAGGUCGUAAUCAACCUACUGAGGGUCAAGCUGAACAGCGAGUUCCUACUGCACCUGUGACUCACGUUGAGUUUGCUGCACUGUCUGCUCACAUGGAGCAGAGGUUCACGGAGCUUAUGACGGCUAUAGCUCAGAACCAGCAGGCACCUGCAGUUCCACCUGCACCUGUGAUUCCCCCGGUACCAGCAGCUCCACCUGCACCAACAACCCCUCCUGCACAAGGAUUGGCUGCACAACAGCCGCAGAUAUUACCGAACCAACUUUCUGCUGAGGCGAAACAUUUGAGGGACUUUAGGAAAUAUGACCCUCAAACGUUUGAUGGGUCACUGGAGGAUCCUACUAAAGCUGAGUUGUGGUUGUCCUCUGUGGAAACCAUAUUUAAUUACAUGAGAUGUCCAGAGGAGCAUAGAGUUCAGUGUGCUGCUUUUCUACUGAGGGACAGAGGCAUUAUCUGGUGGAGGACUACGAUGUGUAUGCUAAGUGGAGAUGUGAGGCAGGUUACCUGGGAUCAGUUUAAAGACUGCUUCUAUACCAAGUUUUUCUCGGCUAACCUUAGAGACGCCAAAAGCCAGGAAUUCUUGGAGUUGAAGCAAGGACAUAUGACAGUCGAGGAGUACGACCAGGAGUUUGAUAUGCUGUCGCGUUUUGUCCCUGAACUUGUUGGUAAUGAGCAGGCUAGAGCUGAUAGGUUCAUCAAAGGAUUGAGAGAUGAGAUUAGAGGCUUUGUGCGAGCACUAAAGCCCACUACCCAGGCUGAAGCGCUGCGUCUGGCAGUGGAUAUGAGCAUUGGGAAGGAUGAAAUUCGGGCAAGGAGUUUUGAUAAGGGAUCGUCAUCUGGUCAAAAGAGGAAAGCAGAGCAGAGAACUGUGGGAGUUCCUCAGAGGAACUUGAGAUCAGGCGAUCCUUUUCGCAGUUUCCAGCAGAGUUCUGGCGGGGCAGGAGACACUACUCGAGAGAAGCCACUAUGCAAUACGUGUGGGAAACGCCACCUGGGUCGUUGUUUGAUGGGAACGAGAGUCUGUUAUAAGUGCAAGCAAGAGGGACAUAUGGCUGAUAGGUGUCCCUUGAGAUCUACUGGGGCUGGACAGAGCAGUUAGGGAGAGAGACCUCCAUAGCGGGGUACAGUCUUGCCACUAAUAGAUCAGAAGCAGAGAAGGCCGGCACAGUGGUGACAGGUUGAAGGUAACGCUCGAAUUCCUUGGGUUCGCAGCAAACAAUCUAUUCUAGUUGGAACUCGUUUCGCGAAGAUUUGGGUUCGUUCUUCGUAGACUUCAACGUGGUUAGACUUCAACGUGGUUAAGGACUUCAACGUGGUUAAGGAGCUUAACUAACUUGAAAGCAAAGGUAAUAAAGGUGGCAAACCGGCGAGGGGCAGGAAGAAAGCGUGAUUGCCAUAGGAAAUGUGUUAUUUUGCUUCCGCUUAUUGUUUCUUUUGAGGUUUAAAGACGUUGUAUUGAAACUUAGCUUACAAACUUUUAAUUGUAAAUAGUAUUUUUUUAAGUUUUUGAAUAUUUGAAAAUUAGGUCUGA